CUUCCCACUCACGGCAAAAUGGCGUCGGAGCAGUGUGAUGCUGUGAACAUGGACCCUGACAUGGAGCUGCUCAGCGACGAAGAAUUAGAAAGGGAAGCGGAGGGCUUCAAAGAGCAAGGCAAUGCUUUUUAUAUCAAGAAGGAUUACGCUGAAGCAUUCAAAUACUACACCAAGGCCAUAGACAUGUGUCCAAAGAACGCAAGCUACUAUGGGAAUCGGGCUGCCACACUAAUGAUGUUGUGCCGGUACAGAGAGGGUUUAGAGGAUUCCCAGCAAGCAGUACGACUAGAUAACACUUUCAUGAAGGGCCAUUUGCGAGAGGGCAAGUGCCACCUGUCCCUUGGCAAUGCUAUGGCUGCCAGCCGGUGUUUCCUGAGGGUUCUGGAGCUAGAGCCAGACAACAGCCAGGCUCAGCAGGAGCUGAAGAAUGCAGAAUCCAUCCUCGAAUACGAGAGAAUGGCAGAGAUUGGAUUUGAGAAGAGGGACUUCAGGAUGGUUGUCUUUUGCAUGGACCGUGCCCUGGAGCCUGCCCCAGCCUGUCACAGGUUCAAGAUACUGAAGGCAGAGUGCUUAGCCCUGCUGGGACGCUACCCAGAGGCUCAGUCUGUUGCCAGUGAUAUUCUGCGAAUGGACUCCACUAAUGCGGAUGCACUGUACGUGCGUGGUCUUUGUCUGUACUAUGAGGACUGCAUUGACAAAGCUGUCCAGUUCUUUGUCCAGGCCCUGCGUAUGGCUCCUGACCAUGACAAAGCUCGGCUUGCAUGCAGAAAUGCCAAAGCACUGAAGGCCAAGAAGGAGGAGGGGAACAAGGCCUUUAAGGAGGGAAACUUUGAGGCAGCCUAUGAGCUGUACUCUGAGGCACUAACAAUAGACCCUAACAACAUCAAGACUAAUGCCAAGCUGUAUUGUAAUAGGGCCACUGUUGGAUCUAAGCUGAAGAAACUAGAGCAGGCCAUUGAAGACUGCACGAAGGCCAUUAAACUGGAUGAAACCUAUAUCAAGGCCUAUUUACGGAGAGCACAGUGCUACAUGGACACAGAGAUGUAUGAAGAGGCAGUUCGAGACUAUGAGAAGGUUUAUCAGACAGAGAAAACAAAAGAGCACAAACACUUCCUAAAAAAUGCCCAGCUGGAGUUAAAGAAAAGCAAGCGAAAAGAUUAUUACAAAGUGCUCGGGGUGGAUAAGAAUGCCACAGAAGAUGAGAUCAAGAAAGCUUACCGCAAACGGGCACUUUUACAUCACCCAGACCGUCACAGUGGAGCUAGUGCCGAGCUGCAAAAGGAAGAGGAAAAGAAGUUCAAGGAGGUGGGCGAGGCCUUCAGCGUGCUUUCGGAUCCAAAGAAGAAGUCUCGCUAUGACAGCGGUCAGGAUCUGGAGGAUGAUGGCAUGAACAUGGCAGAUUUUGAUGCCAACAACAUUUUCAAGGCAUUCUUUGGAGGACCAGGAGGUUUUAGUUUUGAAGCAUCUGGACCAGGAAAUUUCUUCUUCCAGUUUGGUUAAUUGGAGGAUUUGUCUACCUACACAAUUACUACAUCAGGACUUUUCAACAAUGUCAACCCCCCGAAACACCAUACGUAUUUAAUGACUGACUGAUUGCGAGUCAGAUUUCUGUCUAUGCCAUUGACUGAUUGAAUGCAACCCAAUGACCACAUGCAGCAAAUGAUUUAACGCCCGUAUAGCGAGGAGACGGAGGCGGCUCACUCUGAGUUGAUAGUGUUACUGGUUUUGGAUUUGUUUUUCUUCUCUCAAAAUGAAGCAAGCUUGAAAGUCAGUAAUGGCUAGCAACACUGGUCCAAAUAUUCUCAGAUUUUUUGAGAUAGGAGAGAUUGUGCAGCUAUUGUAUCAGAGCUUUUAGGGAUCCACGCAGGAAGUCACAUCCUGGGGAAACUCUUGAGGUGCAACUGAGCAUUGAGCAAGCUAUUAUCUGACUCGUCUCAAUUUACUGCUGAAGGAAUAUUCUCUGCAUGAAAAUAAAUUGCUUGCUUAAUGAUUUAUGAAGAAAAUCACUGAGCAAGCACCCCCUCCUCCCCCCCAAACCCUACUUUUGAAGAAUCUGUCAAAUAGACAGACAGUUGGCUGCUACAAAUUCGCACUGAAAACUGUGUCCUUGAUAUAAGCCAAUAGGAGCAGUUGAACUUUCCUUUUCUUUUUUAAAUUCACCACAGCUGGAGCCUAGACAUACAUAUGAAAUACAGCCGAAGCACACUAGAAAGAUGGCAGCAGAGACAGCUGUGCUGGCUUUGUUGCCUGCAAAGUCCCCUUCCCUUUUGUUGUCACAGGUUUUAUGUUUGAUGUUGCCAUUCACAGAUUGUUGCAUUGCACAUUUUACUGGAAUGUAAAGUGUUGAUGUGUGAUGAUAGUUGAUUGUUUAUUUUCCAUUUUUUUAUUUUGAUAUGUAUAUUUAUUGUAAAUUUUGCUGUCUGAUUGAACCGUCAUGGUAAGAUGAGGACGCUCUUCUGCUAUGUUUAAAAGAUAUGCCAAUAAUAAGACACAAAAUCAGGAAGAUGAUUGUUUUGCUUGGUAAGCAUAAAAUAAUGCACAGAAAUAGAUUUUGCUCUUUGUGUUCCUUGAAUGUGAUGCAAGCUGUCUUAUUUUACUCAAUGCCACAGAUAUGCUUAUGGAUAGAACAAAUUUGACUGUGUUUGUUGUUGUCUAAGAAUGUGAGGCGCUGCGUGAUGAUUGGAAAACUUGGCUGUUCAGUCACUUCCCGAUUAGUGUGUUGUUCACUUGGUGCACUUCAUGAAGAAAAAAGGAGGCGUCCUCAUCUUUUUCUCUCAUUGUUUUUGCCCUUACGGUGAAACCAUCCUGUCUUUUACCCUUUUGAACAGUACCAUCCAUGUCAAUAAAGUUGGCUUCCUCAG
Messenger RNA from Scomber scombrus (Atlantic mackerel), 2861 nucleotides. It is a transcript of the gene dnajc7, whose product is annotated as DnaJ (Hsp40) homolog, subfamily C, member 7. Gene Ontology annotation, molecular function: protein binding. The transcript has 14 exons. The record is from RefSeq and is a predicted model, not a curated record. The coding region runs from base 19 to 1500 and encodes 493 amino acids. NCBI's taxonomy places the organism in Eukaryota, Metazoa, Chordata, Actinopteri, Scombriformes, Scombridae.